GUCAUUUCCAUUGUUUUGUUGUUACUAUGGUACUUUAAUUAUGCCUUCAGCUACAGAAACCAUCUUUGCCGUCAUAUCUGUCAAAUUUUCCGUUAGAAAUGAUAACAUGGCAUUGAUAAGUUCUACUUAACAUGGGCAAAAAUGUAUUUUUGCACAAAAUUUUAAAAAAUAAAAUAAAAUAAUCAUAUAUAUAUAUAUAUAUCUCUCUCUCCAGCUCAAUUCCUCCCCCCCUCCCAAUUAGGUCGGAGGUUCACUCUCAACUAAGUAAAAUUUCUAAAGCUUCCUCCCAAUAUCCAUUUGAACUGCAAAACACCAUAUAUGCAAAAAGAAUCCGGUAACAACCCAUCCAUUCGUAACCUAUAGAGGCCAAGGAAGGGAUUUUGGAGGAGGUUGGUGGUGGGCUGUGUAGCUAAAGCCAUGUUUAAAUGAUUGGUGGGGGCUGUGAAGAAAUUGGUGGGCGGGAGAAGAAAUAUGGGUGAGAAGGGGCCUUGAAAAAUGGUGUAUUUUGAUCAAAAACCAAUGCAAUAAGAAUAUAUGAAAAUGGGACAGACAAUGCAAGCGGCCCACCUAGAUACCCAUCAACCCUCUGCUUCUUUGUUUUGAUCAGAUCUGGGGUAGAGGAUGAGGCCUCGGGUUUUAGGUUCGUGGGUGCUGGGGUUGCGACUAUGGUAGAGGGUGGUUGUGGGAUAGUUUGAGGGUUGGAGCUUGCAAGUGGCAAUCAUGGGGAAUGGGGGAAGAGGGAAGAGUGCACAGGAGGGGAAGAGAGAGAGAGAGAGAGAGAGAGAAAUUUUUUUUUUUUGAAUUUCCUAAUUUACCUUUAAUUUUGACAGAAAAUUUAACUAAGUUGACGGAAAAAUCAAUUAUGCAACAUGAGAGCUAAUUGAAGUACCACGGUAACAACAAAAUAAUAAAAGGGACGAAAAGUAAAGUUUAGUCUUAGUCCAAUGACCAUUGCUACAAUUUAGCCUAUAUAUAUAAACAGUAUUGGAGGGGUAAGAAAUCAAACUUAGGUCCUCAAGUAUAUUGAUAAAUGCUCUUAAACGCUUAAAUAAUAAGCGAAGCGACCAAUAAAUGCUUUUAAACGCUCAAACUACAAGCGACGAUGAACUGACUUAAGUAGAGAGAACAAAGAAAUACAACAUAUGAGCAAUGAAAAAAAAAAAAAAAAAAAGGGGAAAACCAUUGUAUUGCAAACAUUAUGAACAUUUUUAUAAACACCACUGUGCAACUGUAGUUCCAAACCCAAAAGGAAUAUUUUUAUUGAGAAAAGAAAGAUGAGAGAGAAAGAAGCAUUGGGGAAAGGAAGCCUAGAGAGAAAGAGAUGAAAAGGGAAGGAGAAAGUGGGGAAGGGGGAGCAGAAAAGGAGGAAAAUUUGGGAGAAAAGUUGAGGAGGAGGAGAGGGAAAAGCAGAAGUGGCCCAAGUACUCCAGUAGUGUCCUCAUGGAGACUUUGCCCUUUUGGCCAUAAUACCAUCAUUAAAGACCCUCACCUUACCAGUAACACUACCACCUCCUCUGUCUCAGCUAGAAAGCUAGCUGCUGCUCUUUGGGAGUUUCAAAACUACCACUAUCUUCCCCUCUCAAAGAUGCACAGAGCUCCUCACAAUAAUGGUGGUCCUGCUGCUCCACCUCCUAGGUUGAGACAUCUUCAGCUCCACCACCACCUCAGCAAAGACAAGGGUCUUGAUCUGUCUGACUUUUUGGCUGAUAAUUCUCCCAGUUCUCCUGACCAGCCAGAAAGUGCAAGCAGUUUGCGGAGGCAUAUUGCUGCAUCAUUGAUGCAACACCAUCGAACCAUUGAAAGAAACAAGUUGAACAAUCACAUCUUGCAGCCUGUAUCUCCUGCAAGCUAUGGUAGUUCCAUGGAGGUGGCUCCUUAUGACCCUGCAGUCACUCCUAGCAGUUCUUUAGACUUUAAGGGACGGAUUGGUGGAUCACAUUAUAAUCUUAAAGCAUCUACGGAACUUCUGAAAGUCUUGAACCGAAUUUGGAGCUUGGAGGAACAGCAUACCUCCAAUGUAGCAUUAAUAAAAGCGUUGAAAGCAGAGUUGGAUCAUGCCCGUGUCAAGAUCAAAGAGUUGGUUCGGGUGCGGCAAGCUGAUCGACAUGAGCUAGAUGAUUUGAUGAAGCAAAUUGGAGAAGAUAAACUAGUUAGGAAGAGCAAAGAACAGGAUCGAAUCCAUGCUGCAGUUCAAUCUGUGAGGGAUGAGCUAGAGGAUGAGAGGAAGUUAAGAAAACGAUCAGAAAGCCUACACAGGAAGUUAGCGCGGGAGCUUUCUGAGCUGAAAUCUUCUCUUUCCAAUUCUGUGAAAGAGCUUGAAGGAGAGAGAAAAUCAAGGAAGUUGUUGGAAGAUCUAUGUGAUGAGUUUGCUAAGGGAAUAAAAGAAUAUGAACAAGAGGUGCAUUUUUUAAAACAGAAAUCUGACAAAGAUUGGACUGGAAGAUCUGAUCGUGAUCGAUUGAUUCUCCAUGUUUCUGAAUCAUGGAUGGAUGAACGGAUGCAGAUGCAGCUAGAAGAAGCCGAGUGUGGUUUUUCUGGAAAGAACUCAAUAGUGGAUAAAUUAAGCCUUGAAAUAGAGACCUUCCUUAGAGCUAAACAUAUGAGCACUCUUAAGAAUACUGAAAACUUGUUGCCAAGGGAUCGUAAGAACUCACUGGAAUCUGCCCCUCUGAAUGAGGCUGUGAGUGCGCCUCAAGACGUGGGUGGAGAAGAUGAUUCUUUAGGCAGUGAUUCAAAUUGUUUUGAGCUCAAUAAGCCAACCAACAGUGACUUCAAAUUGCAUGGGGAUGAAGCUGUGGAUAAUCAUAUUGAUGAAAAGUUGAAAUUGGAACCCUCAAAGAAAAAACCUGAAAGGGUAAGAAGCCGUACUCCCUCCAGCUUGCAAGUUAAGUUUGAAGAACAGAUGGCUUGGGCCAUGUCGUGCAAUGAAAAUGAUAAGUCCCAGAUGGUAAAUAAAGAGCAGGGGAAAACAGAAGAAGGGAAGCCAACCGAAAUAAGCAUACCCCAAAAGUCUGAACAUUGUGAAGCCACAGAAGACGAGACUUACAGAAAAGGAAAUAAACAAGAUGAAAGCCAGGUUUCCAAUUCGAAUCACAUGGUUGAAAACCGUAUAAGAAGUCAACUUUUGAUGUCAGAUGUUGGGCAUGUACAUUCUGAAAAUAACUACAAUGAGGCUUCCUGCAGUAAUACUGGAUGGAGGAACCAGCCAAGUCCAGGAAGACAGUGGAUGGCACGACUGGCAUCCCCUGUUCGUGACAUGCCCGAAUCUUCUUCAAAGUUGCCCCUGCGGACAAGGGAGAACACCUUGAAGGCAAAGCUUCUUGAAGCAAGGUCAAGGGGACAACGGCCGCGUUCGAAAGCUUCCAAAAACACCUCUUGAUCUUCUUAGGAGAUGUUGGCUUGAACACUCUGAAAGGGUUUGCUGAUCCUGCAUUGCCUGCUGGUUGUGGGGAUUUGCUUCUUGUGAAUAUUUCCGUGACACAGUCUUUUGAUAUGGAUAUCUUUGUCCUCACUCACUGGAGUUCUGUUUCUCUCUCUGUGGUAGGUUUUCAAAGAGAAGUCUGUAUACGAGUGUAAUGUUAAAACGUUCCAUAGCCUACACAGAUCAUAAAGAGUUGAAGACCAACAACAAUUUUGAGCCAUGCUUUCUGGCCGUAUAAUGUGCCAUGUAAUGUAGGUUGGGAAAGAAAGUUAAGAAAGUUGAGGAAAGAAAAUCAUAGGUCUCUUUCUUUAGUGGUACUUUUUUUCUUCAUGUUGGAAGAGGUUCUAAGUUGAAUCCUCUUCCGGUGAUUAUAAAAAAGCCCUAAAUUGUAUGUUUAAUAAGUUUUUUGAACUCACAUUAUGGAAUCACUUGAAGUUAAACUAACAUGUAAAAAAUUGCCAA
Messenger RNA from Prunus persica (peach), 3883 nucleotides. RefSeq lists its product as uncharacterized. Bases 1322 to 3379 code for a protein of 685 amino acids. The transcript is spliced from 3 exons. Lineage: Eukaryota; Viridiplantae; Streptophyta; Magnoliopsida; Rosales; Rosaceae. The record is from RefSeq and is a predicted model, not a curated record.